UCCUUUUUUACUUCCGCUAACUCGAAAGAGAGAGCGAGGGAUUUGGGCGGCGAUGGGGAGCGGCGCCUCACGUCAUCGUCUUCUCCGCUGCCUACGCCCCUCCGGCGCCGGAGAUGAAGCCGGUGACGGCGGUGGGGACCACCCGAUCUGUGAUCUCGGGCCACUUGACGAGGCCCUGGGCCACUCCUUCUGCUAUCUCCGCUCGUCCUCCCCCGUCCACUCCCGAUCCUCCUCCCUUUCGUCCGGAGAUGGAGGCGGAGGUGUGGUGGGUGGCGGAGGGGAGAUUGCUUUCAAGACCAUCUCCGGUGCGUCCGUCUCCGCCAACUCGUCCGCGCCUCUUCCUUUGUACGACCCUGCUGGCCGCCCUAGAGCUGCUGGUUUCCGGAGCUCUUCGUCCUUCUCGGCCAUUCCGCUCCAGAUCUCCGCCGCUGCGGCGGCCUCCGGGCCGCUCGAUCGCGGGUUCUUUCUCUCCGGCCCGAUCGAGCGGGGGGCGCUCUCCGGCCCCCUUGAGCCUGUGCCCUUCUCUGGUCCCCUCGGGAAGAAGAAGAAGCGUCGUGGCAUCGCCGGUAGGCUCCGGAAUCCGAUGCUCCUGCGACGGAGCAUAUCGGAGAAGAAUCGUCCGUGGGUCUUCCCCCUCCGGAGCUUCCCCGCUCGGCAAGGCGAUCAGGAAGUCAUUCCCUCUGCGUCCGUCACCGAGGAGAACGUGCAGUGGGCUCACGGGAAAGCCGGGGAAGACCGGGUCCACGUGGUCGUCUCCGAGGAGCAGCGGUGGCUCUUCGUCGGGAUCUACGAUGGGUUCAAUGGACCAGAAGCUCCAGAAUUCCUAGUUGGACAUCUUUACCCUGCGGUUUUGAGCGAGCUCCGCGGGCUUUUCUGGGAAGAAGUCGGAGAGUGCACACCCGAGGAUGCAGAUUUAGAUGUAGGGAACGAGAAAAGGGUCGCCUUUCAAGAGGGUUCCAGGGUUGGAAAGCGGCUCUGGGAGUUGCUUGCCGAGGGCGAUGGUGAACUUGACAUCUCUGAAGGGUCUGGUGGGUUCGCUUUCACUUUAUCGAAGAUGAGGUAUGGGGUCAGUAGCUGGCGGAAGGAUGGCCGGAGGAUGUGGUUUCCCAAGUGGAGAUACGAUUCCGAGGAAAAGGUCAAAGAGAUCAAAGAAGUCACCACGACCUGUAGACGCAGGAAGAGGAAGAAGGGUCCUGUGCCUGAUCAUGGAUUGGUUUUGGCAGCGCUUGCACGGGCAUUGGAUACCACAGAGCACGAGUACUUGGAGAUGGCGAAUAAGGUGAUGGACUGCAACCCUGAGCUGGCCCUGAUGGGAUCCUGCCUACUGGUUGUCUUGAUGAGGGAUGAAGAUGUCUAUGUGAUGAAUGUAGGAGACAGCCGAGCAAUUGUGGCACAGUAUAGACCAAAAGGAAACGCCAAUGUGAGGGUUGGAGGAAAUGGAGAGAGUUUGGAAAUUGAAGGAUCCAAUCAAGAAUUGGUAUUGGGAGCAUUGCAGCUAUCAGUUGAUCACAGCACGAGCAUCCAGAAAGAAGUACUUAGAAUAAGACAAGAACAUCCAGAUGACAAUAAAUGCAUAGUAAAUGGCAGAGUAAAAGGAAAACUGAAAGUCACAAGAGCUUUUGGGGUUGGUUUUCUCAAACAGCCCAAGUGGAAUGAUGCAUUGUUGGAAAUGUUCCGGAAUGACUAUGUGGGCACUGCACCAUAUAUAUCUUGUACACCUUCACUUUGCCACUAUAAGCUGGGAGCAAAUGAUCAAUUCCUUGUUCUCUCUUCUGAUGGUCUGUACCAAUAUCUGAGCAAUGAAGAGGUUGUCUUACAUGUACAAAGUUUCAUGGAAAGGUUUCCAGAUGGAGAUCCUGCCCAAAGUUUGAUAGAGGAACUUCUCUUCCGUGCUGCCAAAGAAGCUGGUUUGGACUUCCUUGAACUGUUGGACAUACCUCAGGGAGAUCGCAGAAAAUACCACGAUGAUGUUACAGUAAUGGUUAUAUCUCUUGAAGUUGAUGGUAGAAUAUGGAAGUCAUCUGGAAAAUGUGUGAAAUGCUGAGGGCCUGGAUAGCUUUUACCAUAUGCCGCCACCAGCUCUGUGCAACAGUGCAUUCAUGCUCACAGAAGCUUAAGCCAAGAACAUGUCGGGCUAUCUGCAACAUGAUCUCGAGACAAGCCAUGUUGAAGGGCAACGCCAAAUGUCUCUGCCUGUGAUAUCGUCUCAGUGUGCUGAACAAGAGCUGGUUUGGGCUUAGAAAGAGGCAAAAGGAAGCUUCAUGUUUAGUAACUGCUUCCACUUGGUUUGAGGUUCACGAUCAAGAAAUUUGAAGUUGGAAUGCAUUCAAGUUUUUCGGAAUGAAAUAACCUGCAAUGUUUUCAGCAAGUCAUAUUCCACCUAGUCGGAUUUUUUUUUUUUUUUUUGAGGGGGGCAGAGUUGGAUCACCUUUUACACUGAUUGCAAGCAUGCAUUCCCUCUCGCAGAAUCAAACUGCAUCAAGAAAGCACUGUAAGAUAAGAAAAUUUUGAUCCAGACUAAUUUUCCAGCUUCCUGUCUUAUCUUGUAGAUUAUAACCAAAUUUAUUUUGCACUCUGACUCUUUCCAGGCAUAAGAUGUAGUGUAGAACUUCAUCCAGUUAAUUUUCACAGAUUUACUACCU
This is a messenger RNA of Zingiber officinale, 2642 nucleotides long. RefSeq names its product probable protein phosphatase 2C 26. The coding region runs from base 53 to 2044 and encodes 663 amino acids. Gene Ontology annotation, molecular function: protein serine/threonine phosphatase activity. The transcript is spliced from 4 exons. The record is from RefSeq and is a predicted model, not a curated record. NCBI's taxonomy places the organism in Eukaryota, Viridiplantae, Streptophyta, Magnoliopsida, Zingiberales, Zingiberaceae. Gene Ontology annotation, biological process: protein dephosphorylation.